CUUCCUCACUCCUCCCGGAUUCCAGUCCUGGCUUCUGCACUUUACCCCACAGCCUGCCCAGAACAAAGGCUCUUUCACACCCAUGUCCCACAGUCCCAGGCCUUCUCUAACUCAGAAGCUAGUGGGCCUGGGAGACAGGGCCUCUAUCGAGUCCCGCAUAAGCAACGCCGCGUGGGGCCAGCGUGAGGGAGUGAGGGGCGAGGCCCAGGGACCAGGAGGAGGGGCCUGUGAGCUGGAGCCGCCCCCGGGAUAAGCCCGGCCUUUUGGGGGCCAUCGCGGAGGAACCGGGGUGGAGCCGCUGGGCCCCGGAGCGGAGUGUGACUCCGUGGGCCUGGGGUGGAGCGGGGGCGGUGGUGGCAAAGCUGCAGCUGGCUGGGAAUCGGGGCUGGUUUCCUGUCUGGAAGGGAAGGGGCCCGCAGAGGGGAGCGGGGGCAGCGCAGCCAGGCACACCCCUGCCUUUCUCCCUCCCUCUCCUCCCUUCUGCUGGAAAAGCAAGCUGGGAGAACAGCUGCCACCAAAGCAAGACUGGACACUCUGUGCCCAGAGCCCCUUCUGCAGCUGGCCUCCUCCGGGUACCCUGCUCAUCCUCACCUCGCUUUCCUUUGCUCCCAUGCCUGGCUCCAUCAGGGCCCUGGAACAGCGGUAGGCAAGCCAGAGGGGUCUAAUUGGAGCACGAGAGGGACAGGGGCUGCCUCUGCCCUCUGACCAAGAACUGCCCACCUCUUUCAAGACGAGGAGAGCAGCGGGAGAGGAAUUGUGGGGCAGCGUGGGGCUUGCUUGCCACCCCUCUGAGGGGUCAGCAAGGGAAGGGGAGCCCAGGGGGCACAGAGAUGCAGGACAGAUUGCACAUCCUGGAGGACCUGAAUAUGCUCUACAUCCGGCAGAUGGCGCUCAGCCUGGAGGACACAGAGUUGCAAAGAAAGUUAGACCAUGAGAUCCGGAUGAGGGAAGGGGCCUGCAAGCUGCUUGCGGCCUGCUCCCAACGAGAGCAGGCUCUGGAGGCUACCAAGAGCCUGCUGGUGUGCAACAGCCGCAUCCUCAACUACAUGGGCGAGCUGCAGCGGCGCAAGGAGGCACAGGUGCUGAAGAAGACAGGCCGGCGGCCUUCGGACAGUGGGCCACCCACUGAGCGCUCCCCCUGCCGUGGCCAGAUCUGCAUUUCUGAUCUUCGGAUUCCACUCAUGUGGAAGGACACAGAAUAUUUCAAGAACAAAGGCGACCUGCACCGCUGGGCUGUGUUCCUGCUGCUGCAGAUAGGGGAACACAUUCAGGACACAGAGAUGAUCCUGGUGGACAGGACCCUCACAGACAUCUCCUUUCAGAACAACGUGCUCUUUGCCGAGGCAGGGCCAGACUUUGAACUGCGGCUGGAGCUGUAUGGGGCCUGUGUGGAAGAGGAGGGGGCCCUGGCUGGAGCCCCCAAGAGGCUUGCCACCAAACUCAGCAGCUCCCUGGGCCGCUCCUCAGGGAGGCGUGUCCGAGCAUCGCUGGAGACUGCUGGGGGCUCAGGCAGCAGUCCCAUCUUGCUUCCCACCCCGGCUGUGGGUGGUCCUCGUUACCACCUCUUGGCUCAUACCACGCUCACCCUAGCAGCUGUGCAAGAUGGGUUCCGCACACAUGACCUCACCCUCGCCACUCCUGAGGAGAGCCCUGCCUGGCUGCCCCUUUACGGUAGCGUGUGUUGCCGCCUGGUGGCUCAGCCUCUCUGCAUGACUCAGCCUACUGCAAGUGGUACCCUCAGGGUGCAGGUGAGGGGCCCUGAGGAGUGGAAGGGAAGUGGGAGAAGACAAAGGAGAGCCAGAUCACCUAGGGAUCAAAGAACCAUUGAAAACCAAGCUGGGGAGCCGCGAGACUGGGUGCAAGUACAUGGAGUCCUGAAAGGCACAAACCUCUUCUGUUACCGGCAACCUGAAGACACAGACACCGGGGACGAGCCGCUGUUUACUAUCGCAAUCAACAAGGAGACUCAAGUCCGUGCAGGGGAGCUGGACCAGGCAGCCAACUGGCCCUUCACCCUGAGCAUCAGUAACCGGUAUGGGGAGGAAGAGGUGACGCACACUCUUCAGGCAGAGAGUCGGGGAGCCCUGCAGAGCUGGAUGGAGGCUCUGUGGCAGCUUUUCUUUGACAUGAGUCAGUGGAAGCAGUGCUGUGAUGAAAUAAUGAAAAUUGAAACACCUGCUCCUCGGAAACCACCCCAAGUGCUGGCCAAGCAGGGGUCCCUGUACCAUGAAAUGGCUAUUGAGCCACUGGAUGACAUCGCAGCAGUGACAGACAUCCUGGCCCAGCGGGAGGGUGCGAGGCUGGAGACGCCCCCACCCUGGCUAGCAGUGUUUACAGACCAGCCUGCCUUGCCUGGCCCCUGCUCACCUGCUUCAGUGGCCCCAGCUCCAGCCCGGAUCCAUUCCUUGCCCUGGGGGAGACCCCGAACAUUCUCUCUGGAUGCUGUCCCCCCAGACCAUUCCCCUGGGGCUUCUCGCUUGGUUGCCCCUCUCCCCCUGCAGCGAUCCCCACGAUCCAGAGGCCUCUGCAGCAAAGGCCCACCCCACACUUGGCUCCAGUCACCAGUGUGAGAGAGAAAGGUGCUGGCAACAGGAUCCGGCCAGAAGAGGGGAAGAUCUGUGUGCAGCUGGGCUCGGAUUCAGCACUGUUUGCAGCAGACAGACCAGCUUGGCCUCCCCUUCCUCUGCUGGAGUCGGGGUAGGCUGAGAAGGGGUAGCAGAAGCCCCUUUAAGCUGUGGUUGCCACGGUGCUGAGGGACUUGUUCCCAGGUCUGGCUGGGACCCCGUAAACCCUUCCUGGGAGAAAACUGGAACCAACCCUGCCCUACCUCCCUGCAUUAACCAGCUUUGAGAAUGGCACUGAAGAGCCUUGGGAGGGAACACACCUCCCUUGUGACUUUUACACUGACCAUUAAAGUUAUUUAACAUCACCCUUCA
Messenger RNA from Bubalus bubalis (water buffalo), 2936 nucleotides. RefSeq names its product rhotekin (gene RTKN). Bases 831 to 2570 code for a protein of 579 amino acids. The record is from RefSeq and is a predicted model, not a curated record. Gene Ontology annotation, cellular component: actomyosin contractile ring. Lineage: Eukaryota; Metazoa; Chordata; Mammalia; Artiodactyla; Bovidae. Gene Ontology annotation, biological process: signal transduction; actomyosin contractile ring assembly; mitotic cytokinesis. The transcript is spliced from 13 exons.